AUGAGAUAUACCGCUAUGCGCUCCCUAAGGCGCCGAAGCAGGAAUCGUUAUUCACAUUAUUCACAUAAUCCAUCAUCACAAACAUUCAAUCGUCAACAACAUUCUCCACGAUCGUCUGGUGAAG
This is a messenger RNA of Funneliformis caledonium, 124 nucleotides long. NCBI's taxonomy places the organism in Eukaryota, Fungi, Glomeromycota, Glomeromycetes, Glomerales, Glomeraceae. The record is from the annotation of a GenBank genome assembly.